AUCAGCUGUGUCCAAUCACAGCUGAUCGCAUGGCACUGCUGAUCAGUGUGCCCUGAUGAUCAGUGUAGCCCCAGCAGUGCCACCUGUCAGUGUCCAUCAAUGCCAGCUGUCAGUGCUCAUCAGUGCUACCUGCCAGUGCCCAUCAGUGCCACAUCAAUGCCACUUAUCAGUGCCUACAAGUGCACAUCAAUGCCACAUAUCAGUGCCAAUCUGAGCUGCUUUUCAAUGCCACCUAUCAAUGCCAGUCAGUGCCACCUACCAGUACCAGUCAGUGCCACCUAUCAGUGCCAGUCAGUGCCGCCUAUUAGUGCCAAUCAGUGCUGCUUAUCA
Staurois parvus is the source of this 330-nucleotide messenger RNA. Lineage: Eukaryota; Metazoa; Chordata; Amphibia; Anura; Ranidae. The record is from the annotation of a GenBank genome assembly.